UAGGGUUGACAUAGUGCCAAUUGAGGAACAGCAAAAACUCAUGUGGUUGCAAGUGCUCCAAGCAAUAGACAAACAGAAUGGCCAAAAUACUCCAGAAAUACAUAAAAUUUACGACGAAAGAGCUGCAACAGUAUGCCGCCAACCCGGAAUCAUGCGUGCGCUGCAUCAAAACAGACCUGCACCUGGCCAUGGGUCCUUACGGCAUGGGUAACUUUAAGCAUGCGUUGCACGAGCUGCUCAUCCGCACCAAAGUGGGCAUAUACGAUAGCAAUGUGAAUGGAAUAGUGCUUGGGAUCAAGAACAUUAAGGUUUUGGGUCAAACGGCAGCGUUACGCGCCGAUGAUCCUACUCUGCAUUUGCUAAUUAAUGCCGAUUUCUAUGUGUUCAGGCCAGUUGCUGGUGCGGUGCUCCAUGGCGUUGUGCGGCACAUAUCCAAACAUCAAAUCAGCGUUAUUAUCUACCGAGUGUUCAACACAACCAUACGAUUUACGAAUAAGAAACAAAACAGAAAUGACAUUGUCAUGGAUCAGGAAAUUAAGUUUCGAAUCAAGGACUUUAAUAUAGGUAGCGCCAUGCCAUAUAUCGAGGGCGAAUUGUUGCUCGAAGAGUCUGAGUCACAGAACAAUGUCAUAAAAUUUGAGGAGAACGAGGAGGUAAAUACAGCUCCAGAAGCAAAUGUAGAGCUUGAUGCUCUCGUAGAGCUAAUUAAAGUGGAGACAAACAUAGAGGCUGAGGAGUCGCCGAAAAAGAAAAAGGCAUCAAAGCGUAAGCAGGCCGCAGAUCCUGACGUAGCUGUAGGAAAACUAAAAAAAAUCAAAACAAUAAAAUCGGAGCCUAUAGAAGUAUAGAAUAUAAAUGUUUUAAAAUUCAUCUGUUAUUGGUACAAAUUAUAUAUUUAAAAUAUCAGGUGGCCAUGUCACGUACGUUAAGAACUUGUCUUAAAGUUAAUGGCAGCCGUAUGAACUGUCCGCCUGCUGUUCCAAAAUGUAUAGCCGUAAUCGUUUCAUGGCCAUAUUUAACGAACACAAAUUGUAAAUAUGAAAGUCAGUAUCGCUGUUGGUCAUUCUCCUUGGCCACCUGCUAAUGGGCGCCAGUGUUCUGCAACACGAGUAGUCUGGGAUUAGAAUUGCUAGAACACGCAAUUUGUAGAUAGCCUUUGGAUAAUAUGGAUGCUGUAUUCCUAUCGAUCAAAAGCUGGAAUAUAUGUUACGAGUACUGAUUGCCGAGCAUCAUUGAAUCUGCGCCUGAAAAUCCCAGCAAACAAUGCUGAUUCUAGUCUAGAGUGCCUGACAGCUCUUACUCCCUCCUAAGAAUAUCUUUGCUAUUUCAUAUCGGCUCACAGUUCAUCAUAGAUAUGAGAGGCAUCACUCGACAUUGAAGAUCGGAAUUGAUAUGACGGUUU
Messenger RNA from Drosophila mojavensis, 1402 nucleotides. RefSeq names its product DNA-directed RNA polymerase I subunit RPA43 (gene Polr1F). The transcript is spliced from 2 exons. Gene Ontology annotation, biological process: DNA-templated transcription initiation. The coding region runs from base 78 to 848 and encodes 256 amino acids. The record is from RefSeq and is a predicted model, not a curated record. Lineage: Eukaryota; Metazoa; Arthropoda; Insecta; Diptera; Drosophilidae. Gene Ontology annotation, cellular component: RNA polymerase I complex.